CACAUCGAUCUAUUUACAACGAUUGCUUUGGUCUACUGCAUACUGCUGGCGUGGUCGUGGAAAUACGUGACAGACUGAACGUUGUUUAGCGGGGGACUAGAAUGUGAUGUUUACAGGCCUUUGUGACCAUCCUACAGCGACUCCUCAAGCCAAAGUGACAACCAGGUAAGCAGCUUAGCCCUAUAACUGGAGCAAGGAUACAUCCCUGAGGGUUAGCGGCGCGCUAGGAGAACUCCAAAUGCUUCUCGACACAGUUGUGACUGGAGACCGACGCUGCGCCCUCCUCGCCUCUUCUCUCCAUCUACUCUGAUCUACUCUUCCUUUCAUCUCAUCUCUCUGUCACCUCUGAACACCAGCCACUCUUCACAUUUACUCGCCUCUUCUCUCACUGGAUAACUUGGGUGCUAAGAGGAGAGUGGAAAGGUGCCGCGUUACAGCCACUUGUGCCAGACGAGAAUUCCCGAAGAGAAGAGGAGUAGAGAGGAAGGGGGAGGGAGCGCUAGAGGGUAGUCCCGCCUCUGUGUGCUCAGUUCACUCGGAAAGGCAGAGAAAAUACAAAGGAACGCCUAGCCCUAGUGGCCUGGAGCCUGGAGAAGAGGAGCGGUGUGCACAACCACAGCCACAACCUCCUCCUACUCCUUCAGUCCCCAGCGUGUGAACUGCCAACAGGAACAACCCUUCCAUCUGGCUCUUCCAUCUGUCUUAACCCUGAUCCAGGACCUGCUACUGUUUGUUUGGUUACUUCCUCUCUCUCGCUCAGCGUCAGUGAGGCUCCACAGCUGAUCCCAGACACAGCACUGUGACGCUCUGCUCAGCGCCCAGUCUUCUACAGUUAACCCGGCAGGCUAGAAGCAGGAAUAGGGAGCGCUUGACAAGAGGCUAGAGUCAGAGAUGGGAGUCCUUGUUUGUGGCGUGGUGGUGCUGACGCUCAUCUGUCAAAGCCAUAGCUUGGACGGUGCCACAAACCCCCUGCACAGGUUUAAAAGGUAUCAGGAAAGUGCCUCUUCGGAGCCCAACGACUGCACUACCAGGACGAGACAACCCAUGGUCCUGUCCAAAUCAGGCAACUUUUCCCUGGAUGUCCGCAUGCCGGGGGUGUCCCCCACGGCGUCUGACACCUAUUUGUGUGUGGCCGUUCCAGUACCGACAACCAGGGAUGCCUAUAUCGUGGAUUUUGAGCCUCAUGCCAGUAUGGACACAGCCCAUCACAUGCUCCUGUAUGGCUGCCGGACACCAGUCUCCACCACCAACUACUGGGACUGUGGGAGUGUCAAGGGGACCUGUGAGGACGAAGCCUCCAUCAUGUACGCCUGGGCCCGAAAUGCCCCACCCACCAGGCUACCCCCAGAUGUCGGUUUUAAAGUUGGAGGGAAAUCCAGAAUCACUUACUUUGUGCUGCAAAUCCACUAUGGGGAUGUCCACGCUUUUAGUGACCACCAUAGAGAUUGCUCAGGACUUACCUUACGAAUGACUUCCAAACCACAGCCCUUCAUUGCUGGCAUGUAUCUGAUGAUGUCUGUGACCACCGUCAUCCCUCCAGGAAAUCAAGUUACAAACGCAGACGUGGCUUGCACUUAUAACUCAUAUCCCAUAUACCCGUUUGCCUUCAGAACCCACACGCACAAGCUUGGACAAGUUGUCAGUGGUUACAGGAUUCGAGACGGGAAGUGGACUCUGAUUGGACGACAGACUCCUCAGUUACCACAGGCAUUCUAUCCUGCCACCAAGGGAAUCAACGUGAAGUACGGAGACACACUUGCUGCUCGAUGUGUCUUCACCGGGGAAGGAAGGACCACCAAAACAUAUAUUGGAGGUACCUCUGAUGACGAGAUGUGCAACUUCUACAUGAUGUACUACAUGGAGAGCAGACACGCAGCACCCUUCCAGGAGUGCAUGGAGGACGGCUCCAAGGAGUUGUUCCAGAACAUUCCACCCGAGGCCAACGUGCCCAUCACGGUUCCUCCAGAGAUGAUGAUGCACAACAUGAUGCACUCUGCUGGAGCCCCAUCUACCCCAGAGCAUCAAGAUGACAUGGCGCUGUUGCAACCCAAGCGUGAGGAGGAGGAAGUUCUGGAUCAGGGUGACUUCUAUUCCCUUCUGUCCAAACUCCUAGGCGAGAGCGAGGACGUAGUCCACGUGCAUAAGUAUACGCCCGGCGAGGCGCAGAGUGCCCAGGCCAAACUGGUGGCUCAGAUUGAUAGCAUAAUUCAAAAGAAGGACCUGGGCUGGCCCAGUCCCAGGCUAGGCUUCCUGGACAGAGAGGAUGCUAUACUGGUGAGGGACAGAGUGCACAAGUUUCACCAGUUAGAGGCUACGGCCAGGCCUCCCGGGAGCAAGCUAAUGCCAGCUAACGCCCUGGUCGAGAUUGACGAUGAUGAUGAUGAUGAAGAAGAAGAGUACCAUCUGGAAGAGGUGACGGACUGGCCAGAGAGCCCACUCCAGCUGGGUCAGGUGUCCGGUUUGGCCCUGGACUCAGACGACAACCUGGUCAUCUUCCACAGGGGAGACCACCAAUGGGGGGUCAACUCCUUCGACAACAGCGGCAAAUACCAGCAGCAGUCCCUGGGUCCCAUUCAACAGUCCACCAUUCUCGUGGUGGAUCCCGUCAAAGGCAGCGUACUCAAGGCCUCCGGAAGAAAUAUGUUUUACUUGCCUCAUGGAAUCACCACGGACAAGGACAAUAACUACUGGGUCACGGACGUGGCGCUUCAUCAGGUGUUCAAACUGAGCAGCGAUGGGCGGGACACGCCCCUGGUUGUGCUGGGAGAGGCCUUUGAACCGGGAAGUGACAAAGAGCACUUCUGCAAGCCCACCGAUGUGGCGGUGGACCCCGUCACCGGGAACGUGUACGUGUCAGACGGAUACUGCAAUGCCAGGAUACUUAAGUUCUCACCCGAGGGAACAUACCUGUCACACUGGGGAGCAGGCUCGUCAGACAGAAGGAGAAGGGUCCAGUUCCGAAUCCCACACAGCCUGGUGUUUCUGCCUGACAGGCGGGAGCUGUGCGUGGCCGACCGGGAGAAUGGACGCAUCCAGUGCUUUGUCGCUGAAUCCGGGGAAUUCGUCAAGGAGAUCAAGAAGCAGGAGUUUGGAGGGGAAGUGUUUGCCAUCUCCUACGCACCUGUGCAUGGUGGUCUGAUCUACGCGGUGAAUGGGGAAUCUGCGUACGGGCGCUCUGCCCCUCUCAAAGGCUUUGUGAUUAAUUAUUCAACCAAGGAGAUCCUGGAUGACUUCAGCCCAGAAAACGCACAGGAGUUUGGAAUGCCCCACGACAUUGUUGUAACCAAAGAUGGGCGUGUCUUUGUAGGAGAUGCAGCCACAGACUCCGUGCUAAAGUUCUCCUCUGACAAAGCUGAACAUCGCUCUGUUAAGAAAGGUGGAAUUGAAGUACAAGAAAUUGAAGAAACAGAGACUAUAAUCCAAACCCGCCUGAAGCCCCAGCACAGGGUAGAGGUAGCGGUGGCCAAGGUGCAGAUACCUGUAGUGACUCAACAGAAGACUGCUGAGCUUGUCCAGGAACAGUCCCAAAAACCGCAACAACAAGAGGAUGAUAAGGAGACGACUCUAGCCAAACAGAGUGCUCAGGGCGUGUCUCCGGCAGUUAUCACCACCCUGCUGCUCAUCCCCUUAGUGGUGGUCAUCUCCAUAGGGGUCUUGAUCCGCUACAGGAAGAACAGGAUGUAUGGAGAUGGAUGCGAAGUAAAACUGGAACAGACCUCGUCCGGAGGAAUCUUGGGAAAACUCAGAGGUAAAGCUGCGGGCGGUCUGAACCUGGGGAACUUCUUUGCCACUCACAAGGGCUACACCCGGCAAGGCUUUGACCGUCUCAGCACCGAGGGUAGUGACCAGGAGAAAGAUGACGAUAACGACACUGACUCUGAGAACGAGGAGUACUCGGCCCCGCCUCCCCCUGCCGGCCCCUCCUCCUCCUCUUAGGACCCCCACCACCCCACCUCGAAGCCGUCCCACCAAAUGCCAACCGGCCCUUGGCUCCCGUGGUCAGGAUGUACUAUAAUCGUAUGUGUAUCUAUGUUUGUGUUGGCUGCCAAUCGUUCCUAUUUAUUUGUGCAAAAAAACAUUCUCGAUACGAUGUGCCACUAUCUUGCUUGGUGAGUUAAUGGGACCAGAGAUUUUAAGUAAGAGAACACUGGUAGGUCGAGGAGUGAUGCUUUUUAGAGUAUAAUUUUAACAGGAAGGAAGAAAACGAGGGGUAGUUUUAUUUUUAUAAUUAAUUGUCUACAUAAAUCUCUUCCACUUACAGUACUUAAUCAACCAGAUGCUUUAAUGUUAUGUUUUCUGUUUUUUUUGGUCCAGAAACUUUGGUUGAUUACUUUUAUCUGUACAUUUGUGCCUUUUUAA
Oncorhynchus mykiss (rainbow trout) is the source of this 4359-nucleotide messenger RNA. It is a transcript of the gene pam, whose product is annotated as peptidylglycine alpha-amidating monooxygenase. The record is from RefSeq and is a predicted model, not a curated record. Gene Ontology annotation, cellular component: membrane; extracellular region. Lineage: Eukaryota; Metazoa; Chordata; Actinopteri; Salmoniformes; Salmonidae. Gene Ontology annotation, molecular function: peptidylglycine monooxygenase activity; protein binding; copper ion binding. Gene Ontology annotation, biological process: peptide metabolic process.